Molecule: messenger RNA, 1497 nt
Organism: Mytilus californianus (California mussel)
Lineage: Eukaryota; Metazoa; Mollusca; Bivalvia; Mytilida; Mytilidae
Product: LRP2-binding protein-like
Exons: 8
Coding region: 99-1136 (345 amino acids)
Molecular function (GO): protein binding
Source: RefSeq, a predicted model, not a curated record
GUCAUGAACUUUGUCGCCAGGCACGCUUUGACAGACACAGUACUAUUGUUUUGGUGUGAUAAACUAUGAAAUUGACCAGAUAAAUUAUAGGUUCAAAGAUGGAUAUGAAGGGAACUUUGUCUGCGGAGAAGGUGCCAUUCACAAAGGAAAAGAGUAUCCUGAAUGACAUUGCUCAGGAAACUAAGGACAAACCUGGCUAUGGAAACCUUACUGAAGAAGAACUUAUGGAGAAAGUUGAAACUAUUCUGUUGGAGAGAAUAAAAAAUGGAGACAAAAAAGCUUAUUUCCAGCUUGGAUUAUUUUAUUAUGAACAGGACAUGUUUGAGAAGGCCAGGACAUAUUUUGAGAGAUCUAAAGAUUUUGAUUACCAGUCCCUGUACAUGCUAUCAUGUAUGUUGUAUGAUGGAAUCGGUGGAGAGGCAGAUGAAAAAUGUGCAGUAGAAUAUUUAAAGAAGAUUGCUCACUCAGAUUCCAGACAAACACAACACAUAAAAAGAGCAGCACAGUUCAAUCUAGGGAGAGCUUUUUUUGAAGGAUAUGGAGUUGGAAGACAGUCUGAUGAAGAGGCAGAAAGGUACUGGUUAAUGGCUGCUGAUGAUGGAAAUCCUAAAGCCAGCAUACUUGCUCAGACAAUAUUAGGGAUGUAUUACUCACGUGCUGAUACUCAGGAUCUGAAGAAAGCUUUCUUCUGGCAUUCAGAGGCUUGUGGGAAUGGAAGUAUUGAGUCUCAGGGUUGUUUAGGGAUAAUGUAUGAAUUUGGAAUUGGUGUAAAACAAGACAUGGAUUCAGCAUAUGUUUGUUUGAAGGAAGCCUCCGACCGUGGAAAUGUGUACGCCAUGGGAAAUCUAGUCGGUCAUUAUUACAGGAGAAAACUAUAUACCAAAGCUGCGGAUUUGGCUUCAAGAGUAGCUCAGUUCCACGAUGUUCCAUUACUUGCCAAUGAAACUGGCUGUCUACCUGGUUAUAUUUCUAAGGGCAUUGCUUUGGGUUGUUUUUACUAUGCUCGGUGUUUACAUGAAGGACAUGGCGUCAAGAAAGAACCUGCAGAUGCUCAAAAGUAUUACUCAAAAUCUUAUGAAUAUGACCCAGAUGUUUGUGCAAGACUACAAAACAUUACUCAACAUGGAGUUAUAUAGAACAUUCAGUAGAAAAAAAUUCUAUUCCUGCACCACUCAAGAUAUAGGAGGAAAUUACAUACAGAUCACUGCCUUUCCUUCAUGUAUGAAUGAUGUGUGAUGAGAACUCAGGUUAUUAGAUGGAUGGCAGCAAAUGAUGAUUUCUUUGUUAAAUGUGCAUGUCUGAUUUAAACCUUUAGUAUAAAAUUGCAUAAUGGUUAGUCAUUAGUAAUUGAUAUGCUGUUUUGGGGAAUUGAGUUUUAUGGAUUUUAAGUCAAAAUUUCAGAAACCGUAAAACUUAUUGAAACUAUUUCAAAGCAUUAAAUUAUCAGUGUGAAUUGUUUUGUUGAACAUACUUUAAAAUAUGACGUAACAUUUGCCC